Messenger RNA from Olea europaea var. sylvestris, 1571 nucleotides. RefSeq names its product transcription factor HBI1-like. Bases 310 to 1461 code for a protein of 383 amino acids. Gene Ontology annotation, biological process: regulation of DNA-templated transcription. Gene Ontology annotation, molecular function: protein dimerization activity; DNA-binding transcription factor activity. Gene Ontology annotation, cellular component: nucleus. The transcript has 6 exons. NCBI's taxonomy places the organism in Eukaryota, Viridiplantae, Streptophyta, Magnoliopsida, Lamiales, Oleaceae. The record is from RefSeq and is a predicted model, not a curated record.
CGGAUCAUGACCCGAUUAUGGCAGUCAUUGCCAGACCCGAACCGCCCAGUUUUUCUCCAUUUAUAUAAUUGUAUAUACCCCUACAUUUCCUACUCUUUAGCCUCCAAUUACAAAUUUCACUAGGUUGCAUGUUUGUUUGAGAGGACCCAAGUUAGGCCACUAAAUGUGUAGAAAGCUACCUUAUCUUGUUAGUACAAACUACAAAACCACCCAGCUAUCACUUUUUGUUAAAGCACAGUUUUCACUUAUUUGAAGUUGUUUUGAACUUUUGAUCAUUUUUUUGAAUCAGUCUCUGAACGUUUCUAUGAAAUGGACGUGCUCGAGAGACAGUGGAUGAAUAUGAAGUGGCAAAAAUCAGCUACUCAUCUGAAUGAGGAUUAUCGGUUGAGUAUGUUUUCUAUACCUUCCAUUCAAGAUCAACAGUUUCAAGGUUUGGUUGAGAGUGAUCAAGGUAUUGUAGAACUCGUGGCUCAGGCAAAGAAACCAGACCCGGUUAUGGAAAAUGGAAGGAAUAAUUUUUGCAGAGCUGAGAAUAGUUUGAAUUAUGCUAGUUGUGUAUAUUGGAAUGGGUCUGAGUUUGAAAUGAAUUAUGCGAUUCCAACAACAGCCAGCUGCCCACCAGAAGUAGCAGUUGCCAACAAAGUGAAGGAGGUGGCCCUGCCGGAAAAGCUGGGCUCUGCAGCCAGAAGAGAAAGUUUCAAGAAGAGGAAGUCCUACAAGGCUAGGGAACUUAAGGUAGUUGCAGAAGAACAAAACAGAGAGAAAAAGGCCAAGGGACGUGUAGAAGAGGAGGAUUCUAAGAUCACAAAGCAAAAUAGCAACAGUAAGAGAACCACCACCACUAGUAACAACAACAAAGAAACUUCUGCCGAUAAUUCGAAGGGGAAUUCAAAGCUCUCCGAGAUUCCAAAGCCCGACUACAUUCACGUUCGAGCAAGACGUGGGCAAGCCACUGACAGCCACAGCUUGGCAGAAAGAGUAAGGAGGGAAAAAAUUAGUGAAAGAAUGAAGUACCUGCAAGGUCUAGUACCUGGAUGCAAUAAGAUCACUGGGAAAGCGGGAAUGCUCGACGAAAUCAUCAACUACGUCCAAUCACUCCAAAGACAAAUAGAGUUCCUAUCCAUGAAACUCGCUGCAAUCAAUCCAAGCCUUGCAUUUGACAUUGAAAACUUCAUGGUUGAAGAGAUGUUUCUAGCUAGUACAUCUAGCAUUCCCACAGCUGGGGUGUCAUUCGAUGUCAUUAAUCCUUCUCACAUUCAGUUCAACUCAUUACAGCAAGGAGUUUCAUGUUAUGGUCUAGAAACGGAUGUAAAUCCUCCUGACAUAAUGCUCCGAAGAACCAUCAGUUCUCCUGUAUUAAUGCCAGAGAUACUUCUAGAAUCGUCCUAUUUAAAUGCAAGUAUUUCUACAUUUUCAUCUUCAGGUUUCACAGAAGCAGGCAAUGUGGAGCUGGAGAAGUGAAACACUAGUCGAAUCUAAAUGUUACUGAUAUCCAUUCCUUUUCCUAUUUCCAAUUGCAUAUCGUAUAUACAGUUGUAGUAUAGAAAUAUUUGUAAUGAUAAUGUUUGUCU